Molecule: messenger RNA, 2130 nt
Organism: Aaosphaeria arxii CBS 175.79
Lineage: Eukaryota; Fungi; Ascomycota; Dothideomycetes; Pleosporales
Exons: 2
Coding region: 1-2130 (709 amino acids)
Source: RefSeq, a predicted model, not a curated record
AUGACACACAUGGGCAACAUGUCGGGUCAGCCCCAAUCCGGACCUACAAUGAAUUUGCCUUUCACACCCUCGAAACAAGGCAUGUCCGCUCUGGAGACUCUUGCUGAAGUCUCACGACAGCAUCUCGAUCUAUCUGGAAAGCGCAUCCCCGGUAGAAAGACACCGCCGCCCCCGCAAUCUAUCCCGCAGCACAACAACCCAAAUAAUCAUGGAGGAUUACUGGAUGAAUUCUUGAUACAUGAUGAUAGGCCGGACGGAUUGGAUUCGGGAACUGGAUCACAAGGCCUCGAUAUGACGAGUGCCCCAGCACUGCCAUCGAUAUACCAGUUCAAUGGACCCCUGCAGCAUUCUCCGACAAAUUCGCCUCAUCUUGGUCAUAUGUCUUUACCCAGCUCCACUCCAGUGGCUCAAAUGGUACCUUCUUUAGUUAUGGCAGCCUCCCAAGCCAAUGAAUUAUCAAAUUUGAUGCCCAUGACGAAUGGGUUGCCGAUGGAGCCAGAGUUGCACCUGGGCAACGGUGGUAUAUCAGACAAAUUCUUCCAUCAUCAGGGACGCCCACAAUGGCCGAACAUGCCAACCAACACGAUCGACCCUCUAUUACAGGAUCAUAGCAGGGAUGCAAACUUUCCAAAAGAUGAUCCCUUAAACAAACCUAUAUCUCACCAGCGCCCCAUUGCCAUGAACCCCAAUGGCACGCAGGCACACUUUACCACCGACUUCAGCAUGAAUCAGAAGCCCUCCAAACCAAAAGUUCGAGGGCGUUUUUCGGACUCAAGGCGUAAAGAAGUGCAAGAAAAACCUUGCUCUGGAGGGAGCCCUUGCAGUACCUGUCAAAACGUCGAAAGUGCGCGAUUGUGGAAACAGCCCUGUAUCCGAACACGAAUAUCUGAAGAAUUCAAUCUAUACUCUGCAGGACUCAAUGGUGUACUCGCUUUCCACGCCAUCAACGAAGCCAAAAAUCAACAGCUUCGUCUGAAUCAAAUACCAGGUCGAAUAGAGGCGGCGCAUCAUCCAGAGUCUGGCGUUUUCGCAACUUUCACUACUAUGGAAAGCCAUGAUCAAAUAGCAGGCUCAGAUAUUGAUCCUGCGCUGAUGGGUGCACUGGCCCCGACUGGCCUCAAAAUCAUCGACGGCGAUGAUGAUAUUGGUGGAAAGAUAGAUCUUUACAUGAAGAAAGUCAGCACCUACUUUUUCGAUUCAGAAGACUCUGCUUUCAUGAAGACGACCAUGCGGGCAGCUCUGAGCGUUGCUUCACCAAACCCCGACGGACUGCUCACCAAAGUUCUGGAGCUGUGGAAUCUGACCCGGAUGCUCACUUCGCCAAAAGUUACCUGGCACCUAUUCUUCAACCCUUCCUAUGCGCCUACAAUCGCGCCUUCGACAAUGUCCGCCUCAGAACUUGAAGACAGCGCACGGGUUCCGAUCACAUCUAUCAACAGCCCUCAUUCGUAUGACCUAAUUAAGAUACAGCUUGAAGGUGCAGCAGAGAAAAGAGCUGGUUCUCUCGCUAGGGUGGUCAUGAAUGACCUUGAGCGUCGCCUGCUGCAACGACAGCAAGGCAAUCCUUUCGAGACUUUCCUUGUGGCAGUUAUCUUACUCUCAUGCGUAGAGCGCAUGUGCUGGCUCUUCCGAACCUGGGAGGGGACUCCUAGUUCACUCGCCCAAAAUGAAUCCGAUCCUAAGUCUCCUCACAACUCUCUGGACCCUCCCAAUGUGCUACCAUAUUCGUCCGACGACACCCUAGCUGCAGCCCUUCAAUCCUCAACGCAGGCCUCGACAAAUCCCCAAGACUUGGACCACAUUAUACCUGCAAAUCUCGACCUCCCAACUCGCAAUCCCAAAUGGCCAUUCGACAAACCACCUGCUUACUAUUCCCAACAAGGUGAACGCUUCUCUGACAUUCUCAACAUGCUUCUUAAAAUGCGCGGCGUGCCUCCGAAGUCGAGCGUUGGAGAUGAUGGAGUUCUCACUGCGGUUGGCGACGAUGUCGAUGCGAGAAUUAAGGAGUGGUACGAAGGUAUCAAUCUUAGUGUCGACAAACUGGCCGAGCGAAGAAAUGCGAUUUUUGAAGGCAAAGAUCCCAGCGAAUGGGAGCUCAAAUACACCAACAAAAUCAUCGGCGGGAAUUGA